Molecule: messenger RNA, 579 nt
Organism: Symbiodinium natans
Lineage: Eukaryota; Dinophyceae; Suessiales; Symbiodiniaceae
Source: the annotation of a GenBank genome assembly
AUGGUCGAGCGCUUCGAAACGCUACACCGAGUUCGCCAGUCGAAGCCAACGACCCCGGAGGAGCGCACCGGGUGUUUUGGGAAGCGCUGUUGCGAUGAGAGUCGAGAUGAGUCGAGUUUCGAGUUCAUAGGUUGGCUUUGGGUAGCGGCUUGCGAGCGUGAUGCUUUGGGGACUUUAAGAGAUGGGGCGGAUAUUGGCUCCUUUCAGUUCUCCGUGUGUUGCUUGUUCCUUGGUCAAGCUCAGGAGACCGUCAUCAUGGAAGGAAUGGUGCCUGCCGUCCUGGAGGAGCCACAGGUCUUUUUCGACGGAGACAGACCCUCCUCGUCGAAGCCGUCGCCAUUGGAAGAUCCGUUUCGGGCCUUGGUGGAAGAGCUGGUCCUCAUGCACAAGAAGGAUCUUCGAACCCUCCAGGGCCAGCUCGACACCCUCCUGGCAGAGAAAGUUGGGCGGGUGGACAGCAAGCAGCCGUCACUGCCAUCACAGGAUGGCGCGGACCCAGUCGUCGGGUUCAUCUCUUCCGGUCCGCCGCGACGUCGAAAUGACGGGCUCUGGAUCCGUGGAUCCUUUGAGGGCUCUUAG